Molecule: messenger RNA, 4221 nt
Organism: Oncorhynchus kisutch (coho salmon)
Lineage: Eukaryota; Metazoa; Chordata; Actinopteri; Salmoniformes; Salmonidae
Product: F-box only protein 8
Exons: 6
Coding region: 682-1701 (339 amino acids)
Biological process (GO): regulation of ARF protein signal transduction
Molecular function (GO): protein binding; guanyl-nucleotide exchange factor activity
Source: RefSeq, a predicted model, not a curated record
AGAUUCAAAAGAGCACAUUCGUAGCUACAUGGCGGUAAAAGUUUUGUUUGUAGACUUCUGGUUUUAAUGUCGAUGGUAAAAUGACGACGACUUAUGAAACAAGCUGAACUUACUAAAUCCAUGUAAAACGCCGUCUUUUCUGUCUGUAGUUGAAAGGAAAACAAAAGUAUUCUGGUUAGCUACCUUUAAUGUGUUAGAAGAAACAAAGCAAUGCACUGCAGAUUUUUUUGUAAAAAGUCCAAUGGAUUUCUGUGUAGCCCGACAUUUUUUUCUAGAAUAAUAUUUUUGAAACAAAACAAUUGAAAGAUUGUAUAUAUCAUAGUUAAGUACCAUUCACAAUCGUUAGAUGGAUUUACUCAGUUACAGUCACGUCAUUUCCACCAAUAACAAGCGAAACGUCAAACCAGACAACUGUGCGUGUGAAAAGAGGAGGGAGAAAGGAGGAGUUGAGGAAGCCCUAUAUUGAGUGAUAGGGGCAGAUUAGGCCUUAUGUCACUUUGUGAGCAGUUUUUCUCUACAACAGCGACGAUAGUGGGUAUUUUUGGCCAGCAUUCAGCGGAGAUGGGAACAUCUGGUUACCGGUAGAAGACCCAAAACUAUUCCCACCGAAGUUGUUUACGUUCCUGACUGUGUAUACGUCGCGGCGGCGGUACAAUCUUCCAUACAAUUCAGAUCCUGCAGAUGGGUCAGGGGCUGUGGAGGGUGGCCAGGAACCAGCAGCUGCAGCAGGAGUAUGGAGAGCACUGGGAUGCUGGACCUGGCCUUGACGGAGAUCCCCAGGAUUUGGGGAUGGAGAUGGGGGUUAACCCAGGCCAGGCUCCCCCCUCCCCCGGGGUGGGCGACCUGCCACCUCACCCCCACCCGCGGCGCCACCCCCAGCACUGCCAAGGGGCAGACAUCUACCAGCUGCUACGUGCCCGCCGGGGGAAGGAGCAGCAGGGUUUCAUAGACCUGGAGAUGCUUCCUCCAGAGCUCAGCAUCACCAUCCUGUCCUACCUGAACGCUACAGACCUCUGUCUGGCAUCCUGCGUGUGGCAGGACCUGGGCCACGACGAGUACCUCUGGCAGGGUUUGUGUAAGUCCACAUGGGGUCACUGUUCCAUCUACAAUAGAAGGCUUCCCUAUGGCUUCUCAUAUAGAAGACUCUACAUGAUGCUAGAUGAAGGCAGUCUGACGUUCAACGCUAACCAUCAGGAGGGUAUCAGUUACUUCAUGUCCAAAGGCAUACUGGUGGACCACCCCAAGGAGCUGGCCAAGUUCAUCUUCUGCACUCGCAUGCUCAACUGGAAAAUGCUGAGGGUAUACCUAGAUGAGAGGAGAGAUGUGUUGGACGAGCUGGUCACGCUGCACAACUUCAGUAACCAGUUCCUGCCCAACGCACUGAGGGACUUCUUUAGGCACAUCCACGCCCCAGAGGAGAGGGGAGAAUAUCUGGAGACGCUCAUCACCAAGUUCUCCCACCGCUUCUGUGCCUGCAACCCUGUCCUGGUCCGGGACGUGGGUCUCAGCCCAGAUGCGGUGUAUGUGCUCUGCUACUCGCUCAUCCUGCUGUCUAUAGACUUGACCAGCCCGCACGUCAAGAACAAGAUGUCCAAACGCGAGUUCAUCCGCAACACGCGCCACGCUGCCCAGAACAUCAGCGAGGACUUUGUCGGCCAUCUUUACGACAACAUCUAUCUCAUCGGCCACGUGGCGGCCUAACCGGGAAGUGACGAGGAGUGGAAGUCGGUGAAUACAUGAACCAGUGAUUGCACUGAUGCAAGAUACUACUUUGGACAAUAGUUGUUGCUGGUCAUUCUUAAUAUAGGGUCCUGUACUGCUAGCAAUGAUGCUUGUUUCCAUACUGGGUGGGAGGCGAUCUGUUCUCCAGCUGUAGAGCCAAUGGAGACCAAGUAGCGUAGCGAUUUGGCCCGCCCACAUGAAGUGACAUCUUAAGGUGUGAGAUAUAGCCUCAGACAGGCUAGAUGUAUAUUCAGCACAAAAGUAGCAUAUGACAAUAUAACCAACUACUUCCAGCUUAACCACGCAGAAGUGUAGCUCCAGUAUGUUAACGAAGUCAAGAAGAAGUUAAACAUAUGCCAUGAACAAGGACUGAAUAUUAUUACAGCAACAAUUAGCAGUUGUGGUUCACAUUAUACUCUGUUUUUGUUUUGUGAAUUACUCUUGAGUUUUGAGUUUUAAUAUUCUGGUUUACUUUUUUAAAUUAAUGUUUUUGUUGGAAUGUUUUUUACAAUUAGAGAAACUUAAAAGAAUGACUAAUGGGCUGGUAGAAACUACACUGCAUUUUUGUCCUUAACUUUGUAAACUGGAUUAAAUUGGAUGGAAUGAAUAUGAAUUUCCAAGAGGCACAACAAUAAUUCAUCCAACCACAUUUACAACAUGGAAUCCUUUUAUUUUUAUCAGAGAACUUCAAAGGACUAUUUGCGUCCAUUCCAAAGUAUUUUAUGAGUUGUAAAGUAAUCGCCAUGGGUCAUACUCUGAAUUGAUGUAUGUGGAUGAGUAGAAUGUCCAUGGGAAUCUCAGAGCAUCCAAUUUUGAGUUUGUAAUGUGAACUCUCAUCUGCAUGCAUCUCGGCCGGGUCAUAUUAAUUAGUAUGCAAAAUUGAAAACGUUUUUCACCUACGGAAGACGAAAAUAAAUGUUUCUUAUUGGACAAGUCCAAUUUUGUUUCUCAAUGUUGCAAUCCAUUGUAUUCUAUUUGGUGCCUAAUGAACACUGGUAAUACAGCUCUUGAUUGUUGAUGGAAAAAUAGGUGUCAAAGUUGAGGACAAUUGUUCAGUGAGUUUUUACCUCAGCCCAAGCUGGGAUAGGUAAUGUUGGUAAAUGAAGGUAUCUAUGUUACUUUAUCCUUUUUGUUGACAAGCAUUCUACCCCUUCAAAACAGGCUGAAUCCCAAAUUACAUCCUAUUCCCUAUGUGUUGCACUACAGUUGAACAGGACCCAUAGGGCUCGUGUCAUAAGCAGUGCACUAUAUAGAUGCCUGUGUUUACACAGGCAACCCAAUUCUGAUAAUUUUUUUUCCACUCAUUGGUCUUUUGACCAAUCAAAUCUGAUCUUUUCAUUUCCAGAUCUGAUUGGUCAAAAGACCAAUUAGUGAAGAAAAAAUAAUCAGAAUUUGGCUGCCUGUGUAAACCGCAUAAGUGACACCACAGAUAUGAACGUUAAUCUUUCCCACCAUCCUUUGCGGACAACAUUUAUCUUGUGAUUUGUUUUAUGUGUGUGACUCUGGACUGAUGCCUCUAUCAUGUUUUAAAUCUUCCUGUCAAUCUCUAAUCUAUUCUAUGACUGCAACGUCACUCUUUCACACCCAACCUCUUCCCAGUGACUCGAAGGGCUUGAUUCUAUUUGCUACAGAUGUCCAGAAAUAUGUAAUAUAGAUCAGACAUACCUCUGAUAUGUAGAAUAAGGAAUCAAGUCCGCUCUAUUCGUGACAUUUCUUUAGGCAGUGUUCAGUAUUGCACGUGACCCAGGACUACCAGAUUGUUUCUUUUAAUGAUUACUAACUAGUGAGCACUUUAACCAGGGGGUGUUUUCUCUCCACACUGCUGUCUUCUGAUUCAUAUAUAUAUAUAUAUAUCAUACUAUUUAGUUUUCACAUAUCUGAAGGACUGUUUGUUUUCUAUCUGUUGUCUUAGCCAUGCAGUCUUUAUUAUUAGUUCUAGUGCCAAUAAACAAAAUGUUGAAAAUGACGACCACACUGACAUGUGAACCUGAGCAGAAUAACAACUGUGGUAAAUGUUUGCAUACAAUUGAUUAAACCCCAGAUUUGAUUUGCACAUGUAUAUAUUUAAGUAUAGAGAUUUAUAUAAGAAACAUUUUAUUUUGACGUAUUUUAACAGAUUUUUUUUCCUCAUAAGUAGACCUGUUUUUGCACUGACAUUUUGUAUGAGCACUGGACUGCAUGCAGAGAACUGAGUCUUUGCACAGUUCAUGUUCUCCACUACCAUGAUGAAUUUAAGUGAUUUGAGAUUAUUAUUGUAAUAUUUAUGAAAUGUUAAUUACACUUAGUUUAACAGCAGCAAAUGACAGUACAGACUUUUAUUUUCUUCAAUUCCAUGUACAUUUUAGUUUCCUGUGUGGAUUUAUGGAUUGAGAUUUUUAUAGACGAUUCCCUUUUCAACAACCUAACAAAACCAUUUACAUCUGAGAUAGGUUGCUGAAUGACAACACUGAAAAUAAAACCUGUCUAGAUUGUAUACAAAUUAAACUCUGAGAAAAUAUU